Oppia nitens is the source of this 1947-nucleotide messenger RNA. Its product is annotated as rab GTPase-binding effector protein 1-like. Gene Ontology annotation, cellular component: intracellular membrane-bounded organelle. Gene Ontology annotation, biological process: endocytosis. The coding region runs from base 229 to 1770 and encodes 513 amino acids. Gene Ontology annotation, molecular function: metal ion binding; GTPase activator activity. NCBI's taxonomy places the organism in Eukaryota, Metazoa, Arthropoda, Arachnida, Sarcoptiformes, Oppiidae. The record is from RefSeq and is a predicted model, not a curated record. The transcript is spliced from 6 exons.
AUCUUAAAGUGUCUUAAAGUGGUAAUUGAUUUCUACAUCUCAAGUAAGUAAGUGAGAGACAGACAAACAGAUAAUCAAUCAAUCAGUUUGUUUACCAACCGAUUUGCAUGAGAAUAAUCAUUGAAGAAGAAAAAAAGAAGAAGAAUUACAAGAAGAAUAAGAAGAAGAUAUCGUUUAUAGAUUAUAGCAACAGAUGUCCACCGAUUCAAGACAUUAGUGUUAAAAACAAUGGGAUCGACGCCUAACAUACCGGAGACAGUGUUGGACAACAAACUAAGAAAAAGGUCUAUUUCGAUGACACUAAACGACCCGAUCAUAGCCACCGACGCCACCACUACAACCAGCGAUGACAUCGCUACUGACGACAUCGAUAUGAUAUCCGCUACGGUUAAGAACGACAUUACCGACAGCAGUAGCAGCAGUGACUACAGUUGUGGCCCCAAUCAGCAGACCAUCUGCGACGGUGGUGAUGGUGGUGGUGAUAAUGAGGACAACAGUCAUAUUCAUCAACAAGAGUCUAUCGAUAGUACCAUUAAUGCCGACACUCAGAGUAUGAUAUCUAUAGCAUCGUCGGCGACAACAACAACCGGUCCGAAGCUGAAAAUGUCGUGUGAGAUGUGCAACAACUAUGAGAUUCAACUACAGGAGAUGCAGUACAACGAAGUGGUUAUUAGUCUUCAGCUCGAAGCUCACGAAAAGACCAUUCGUGGACUACGAGACGAACUGAAGAAAGAGCAACACUUUCGAUCAGAACUGGAGGAAAAGUUUAACGAAGACUUGAAAAACAAUGACAAAGAGAUACGCGAACUUUGUCUGAGACUCGAUGAAAGUCAACGAAAUGUCGAUUUGUUGAGCAAAAGUCACUCAGAACUGCGCAAAGAGGCCAACGAUAUUAUUGUCAAUCUGAUGGGUCAGAUGGAGGAAACGACCCGCGAAAUGGAACGCCUCCAGAAAGACAACGAACAUUUGUUAGCCAAACAUGUGGCCAAAAGUCAAGUACUGCAGAACGAGACCAUUGAUUUGCCACAAGAUAUUAGCGAAAUGCAGUUCCAGUGGCUAAAGAUCAGGGAAGAACUGAUCACCACUUUGGUGGCCAAAGAGCGUAACGAUGAGACACUAAAAAGUGARAUACUGUUCCUUAAAGAACAGAUGGCCGGCGAACAGGAAGCGAAAGAUCGAUUUGAAGAAGAGUUGUCCCACGAGAAUGAUAUGCUAAGGUCUACGAAAGAGUCAUUGGAGAUACAACUYCAUGAGCUGCGGCAACGGUGUGACCAAUCGGAUCGGGAGUUACGCGAUUCCCAGCUCUACAAGGAGUCUACUCARCAGAAACUUCAGGAGUUGACCGCACAAAUCAAUGAUCUCAACGCCACUAAGACAAAAUUUGAGUCAGAUAAUGGUGAUCUAAGAAAUCGUGUCCAAAGCUUACAACAGGAACUGGACAAUAGUGAAGCGGUUCAAAAGGAUUUUGUUAAACUGUCCCAAUCGUUACAGAUCCAAUUGGAAAAAAUUCGACAAUCGGAUAAUGAAGUUCGGUGGCAACACGAGGACGAUGUCGGCGAGUGUAAUACYUGUAAGAAACAGUUUCACUCGAAAAAAGAAAAGUCACAUUGUUGUCAUUGCGGUCGUGUAUUCUGUACGGAUUGCAAUAGCAAAGUCAUCUAUAGUGGUCCAAAAAGCCGGCCAUUCAAAGUGUGCGGUGUCUGUCAUACACUGUUGGACAAACAGACGGCCUGUUGGUUUGUCAACGAAGCUCCACAGAGUCCUACGUGAUGGUGAUGUGAUAGUUACCCGACCCGACUGACGCCUAACCUUCUCACCCUUCCUAUUGUACGCAUGACUCUCCAUAUCAUUCAAUGAUUGAAUGAUUGAUUAUUGUUUGACUUUUUGAUAAAAAGUGUUUUUUUGUUACACUUUAUUUUUAUUAAUAUUUUUGAAUUUUGUUUUUCG